AUGGCGCCAGCGCCCAUCGCCUCGCCGAUGUCCUCAUACGUCCCCUCAUACAGCAACGACAGGCGAAGGUCGACCAGCAAACCCUACAAGAAGCCCUCGUUGAAUUUCCCACCGCAUCCGGACUGGCCUGAUGGGGUGACCAUCGGCUUGCGAGUCCAGUACGCCGGUAGCAAGGCCGCGCGCUUCCCUCGACAGUCUGGCGCGGUCGAGGUGCCCGCCAACUUGCUGAGGGAAGUCCGCGAGGACCUUACGGCCGUAAAAAUGGGAACUGCAUCUCCCAAGACGGGGAAUGCGCAUUUUAGCUCGCAGUUGGCUGGGGCUGUUGAUCUUGUCUGGCCGGCGUAUAAGAUGCGUCCACUAGUGGACUACUUCAUAAGCUUUUUCGCGAGAGUGAGACCAGAAGCUCUCGCAGAGCGUUCAAUCUCUUGCAUGGCAUUCUACCUCCUCCCGCCCUACGUCGUCUCCUUGCACAACCAUCCACUCGACAAGGGUCUACGGGACUUCGUUGUAGACAGGCACACCGUGGACCCGCAUACCUCUGCUCUCUUCCGUGACGCGUUGCCCUCCGGCUAUCCAUCACCUUCCAGGCAACGCUCUGACCGCACGCCUUACCGUCCCCCGGAUUCACCCCGUGUGAAAAGAGAACCAUCUUCCCCUACUCUGAUGAACUACGACAUUAACAUGUCUACUGAGUCUACUCGGGUAGACGAUGUGCCCUCCCUCCUUCCCCCGCCGCUACCAAAGAAUGUACUGGAGGAUCUUCCUGGUCUCUCGCGCAAGCGUCCACGAGAGACAGUGGACGACGACGACGACGACGACGAACAGCUUCUCCCUAUCAAGAUUCGCCGUCUCAUUGCCGAGCGCGAUGAGGCUCAAGAACGUGAGAGGCUCUUGCAACAGGAAGCAUCGCAAAUGCCGGAUCUGGAACGCUCUCUGGCAACGUACAAAUCUUGCAUUGCCGUCACAGAACGCCGUGAACGUCGUCUAACGGACCUAUUGGACACAGUGUUCGGCCUGACAUCUCCAACCAAGGACUCUCUAGACAUGCUAGAGCAUGAGUUCGCCUUACUUCAAGCCAAGACGCACAGCACUACUCGGGAAGCUGCUCAAGCUCGCGAAGGAUUGGAUGCGCAGGCAGCUGCCCUAGGAUUCGAGGACGGUCCUGGGUUGACACUCCCAGUCUUAUUGGACGCACUCCAGCGAAUAUCUGGUAUCGCGAAUGCGUCGGGCGCUCGUGUGAGCGCUCUACUGCGAUAG
Messenger RNA from Peniophora sp. CBMAI 1063, 1257 nucleotides. Lineage: Eukaryota; Fungi; Basidiomycota; Agaricomycetes; Russulales; Peniophoraceae. The record is from the annotation of a GenBank genome assembly.